UGCGGAAAAUGUCCUACCCAGUUUACCCUUCCUAUGGACCUCCGGGACAGGUUUUUACGCAGCAACCGUACCCUAAUCAGCAGCCUGUCAUUAUCUACCAACAACAUCCCCAACAGCAACGUCAAUCGUCGGGACCCAGUUGCUGUGACUGUUGUGCUUGCUGUCAAUGCUGUUUAAUGUGCUGCGCGUGCAGUUAUUUGCUCACUUGUUGGGCAGAGCUGUGCUGCAAUUUGUUGGAUUAA
This is a messenger RNA of Caenorhabditis elegans, 242 nucleotides long. It is a transcript of the gene CC8.3, whose product is annotated as Cysteine-rich transmembrane CYSTM domain-containing protein. The transcript is spliced from 2 exons. NCBI's taxonomy places the organism in Eukaryota, Metazoa, Nematoda, Chromadorea, Rhabditida, Rhabditidae. The coding region runs from base 9 to 242 and encodes 77 amino acids. The record is from RefSeq and is marked reviewed.